CCGGCACUGCUAAUGCAAGGAUGAGUUGUCCUUGUGCCUUUGGCGCCGUGUAGGAACCCCUGUAAUGACAAUGAACGGAGGGGUGGUGCCACCACUGCAGGUGACGGCGAUCAGGGUGGUGGUGUUGUCUUGGGUGUUGCCCUUGAGGAGUGGCUGCGUUGGCAUUCUGAAGAACAACAGGCUCAGAUUGUUUGCCAGUUUUAGCAAUCAAUUACAGCUAAAUGCAAAAACAUCUGCAGAUCCGAUGUACCUUUCAAAUAUUCAUCCUGCCAACGGCUCUACAAGAUGCUGCUCUCCCUGUUUUACAUGGAAACAGAUGCUCAGAGGAGGGAGCAAAGGAAAUGUUGCGGAUGCCACCCUAGAUUGUGAAGCAGCAGCCGAUACCUUACAACAUACUGUCCUCAGUAAUACCAGCUGCAUUGGUCAUAAAAUGGGCUGUGUUGGCUUCUAUGCCAACUGUCUCACCACCCUCAAGCAAUUGCGAAGGAGCUGCUCCCUGUACCCAAUGGAAGAUGUCUGCACCGCCUGUGCCUCCUGUGGCUUCACCCAGGAGGCUUGGAGCAGCCCAUCCCUAGCCCGAGGUGCAUUUUCUGCUCAAGAGCUGAUACUGGAUGUCUCAUCACCAGCGCCUCAGCCCAGCAUUUUGUGCCGAUUCAGCUUUACAGGACUGUGCAGUGUAUUUCUUAAUCUGUUAUGACAGUAGGAAUAAACCGGCUGCCCCAAAGCUGAAACAGAGGCUUUCUUCUUUUGCCUGGAUUAAUUGUUUCAUGCUGAGUUUAACUUUGUAUGAAUAGAUCUUAUAGAUGCCUAGUAUUUGCAUCUAUGUGGUACCUUGCCAGUCCCAAAGCCUGGUAAGAAUUAGUAUUUGAGGGGUAUCGGUUCCUUUUUUUUUUCUACCAUGAGGUACUUACAAUAGCAGUGAGGGGAGGAGGAAGCACGGUGAUGAAGCUCUGUAAGAAAAAUGCAAGACUCCCUUUUUGGAAAGCCCCUGCACUUUAGUUAAUUAAUCCACUAAUUUUUAUCACCAAGUCAGCCUACACCUUCAUUUUAUUGAUACAGACUAAGUGAAGCUUCACAACAUACAAAUAUUACGUUUAGAGAUGCCAACAUCUGCAGAGGUACAGUGAGGUUUAAAUCAAACUUUUAGUGGCAAGAGUGCAUGGCAGCAGCACUGUAAUUAUUUGGCAUUUGUCUGCAGUGCCUCCCUGCCUUCAAAACACUUUUCACAGGCUGUCAACAAGUCUUUGUGUUUAUGUUUGGCUUGGCAGCGACUCUCAAAACUGGGCGAGUAAGUGAGGAGGAGCCCGUGCACAAGCCCAGUCGUAUACAACUUUGCUCAGUCUUCUGUGAUCUCUCAUCUGAUAACCUUCAAAGCCCUGCCUUUCCCUGCUUUUCACUCACUGUUUGUAUGUUAUCACUCUUGACUUAAAAGAAAGGAUCUCUUCGGAUUACAUUAGCUGCACUACUGUUUCUAAUAGCAGAACGGCUCCUAUAUUUACAACAGCAGAACAAAGCUGGUCUUGGGCAAAUAGAUUAUUCACUUAAAUAAACAAAUCAGAUCUCAGCUUGACUUUAAACUCUCAGAUUUGUCAUUUGUGAAUAUAUUCAUCCAGUAAAAAUGAAAUAACUAAAAUAUUGUAUCUAUACUUUUGAAAUAAAGCUAUUUAAUUUCAAGAUUUGGUUAUUCUAAAAUCUGAAAAAAAAA
Oxyura jamaicensis (ruddy duck) is the source of this 1705-nucleotide messenger RNA. RefSeq lists its product as uncharacterized. Bases 65 to 697 code for a protein of 210 amino acids. The record is from RefSeq and is a predicted model, not a curated record. NCBI's taxonomy places the organism in Eukaryota, Metazoa, Chordata, Aves, Anseriformes, Anatidae. The transcript is spliced from 4 exons.